AUGUCGAAAAAGAAGAAAGGCCGUGUGUCUAUGGAAUUAACUGCAAAAGAAAUUGAUGUACUCCUAAAGGCUUCACAAAUUAGCGAAGAAGAAAUCCAGCAUUGGCAUGCAAAUUUUCUUCAUCAUUGCCCAUCGGGUCGAUUAGACAAAAAAGAAUUUGUUGAAUAUUACAAAAAAUUGUAUCCACGAGAUCACACUGCUAAAUCACUCGAAGAUAUUUUUGAUAUGAUCGACGUCAACAAAGAUGGUCGAGUUGAGUUCAAUGAAUUUUUAAUCGUUAUAGCUAUGACUGAUCAUCUUAACGAUUUAGAAUCACGUCUUUCAUUUGUAUUCGAUAUGUGGGAUGAAUCAGAAGAUGAACUUAUCGAUCGAAAUGAACUGACUAAUAUGAUAUCGACCAUUUAUGAUCGUGCUGGUAUUAAGAAUCGAAAAGGUGAUCAACAUCCGAAAAAACGUGCAGAAGAAAUAAUCGCUAAACUCGAUGUUAGUGGCGAUAAGAAAUUGAGUAAAGAAGAAUUUAUUAAUGGAUGUAAGAAUGAUCCAGUUAUUCGUAAUUUACUUGCCCCUAGUACAUGA
Messenger RNA from Rotaria socialis, 576 nucleotides. The record is from the annotation of a GenBank genome assembly. Lineage: Eukaryota; Metazoa; Rotifera; Eurotatoria; Philodinida; Philodinidae.